AUGCUCCAUACAGCCCAGCUCAUUUCCCUCGCCACCUCGCUCUUCCUCUCCGGCAUCAACUUCGGCGCCUUCCACCUGACCGUGCCCAUUCUCCACGGUCUCGACGUCCAGACGCCCGCGACCUUCGCAUCCCUCUACCACCGGGGCGCUCGGCUGACCGCACCCCUUGCCGUCCUCUCGACCCUGACCUCGGCGCUCGUAGCGGUCCAGUCCACGGGUCACGAGCGAGCCAAAUGGAUCGUCGCUGCCGUGGCCACUUUUGCCAGCUUACCAUUCACAAGGGUUGUGGUCACGGAGACUAGCCGAACGCUUCUCAAGUUCGCUGGCGAAGAUGCUACUUUGGAGGAGAGACAUAGUCUGAAAGGUGACCAGGAGCGGCAACAGGACAAGGAGGAGGUUGUGGGGCUGCUGAGACGCUGGAAGAAGAUGAAUUUGCUCAGGAGCGCGUUUUCCUUGGUGGGUGGGUUGGCGGCUGUGGUGGCUGUCGUGUUCAGAACAUAA
Truncatella angustata is the source of this 501-nucleotide messenger RNA. RefSeq lists its product as uncharacterized. Lineage: Eukaryota; Fungi; Ascomycota; Sordariomycetes; Amphisphaeriales; Sporocadaceae. The transcript has a single exon. Bases 1 to 501 code for a protein of 166 amino acids. The record is from RefSeq and is a predicted model, not a curated record.